This is a messenger RNA of Diatraea saccharalis (sugarcane borer), 2478 nucleotides long. Lineage: Eukaryota; Metazoa; Arthropoda; Insecta; Lepidoptera; Crambidae. The record is from the annotation of a GenBank genome assembly.
AUGUUGGAAGAUGUGCCUGUCCAUGGAAGUCGCUGUGAACAAAAAGUCACAAAAGCCCCCAUGCAUCAAAGAAAUUUUAGUUUGGACUUCAGACAUGUGACGGGCGCGAGCGGGCCGCCACCGGGAUGCGGCCAUCAGAGGAACAGAUCCUUGGACUCUGUUCUUCAGAGGAUACCAGAAGAUGUGACGCCGACGUCGCCGGAAGGUGCGCCGCUGCGAUUACCGCUUGAUGCACCCGCACCGAGGCUGGCUUUACCACCAGAAGUGCCCGCCGGUUCCGAUGACUCUGGUAUUCACACACCCCCCGAUGGCAACGAUGAUGACAGGCGACCGACGCCAGCUGCCGCGCGGUCGAGAGAAAGUCUUGAUUCUGGCAAUCCAGAAGACGUGGAUAAACCACCUGACCCACCUGACGCGACCGUCGAAACUGUCACGAGAUCAGAAGCUCACGCGGCUGAUACUUCGAAAAACAAAGACUUUCUACUUCGUCUAUUCGAAAGUACUCUAUUCGAUAUGAGUAUGGCGAUCUCGUAUCUGUUCAAGUCGAAAGAGGCCGGUGUACAGACUUAUUUAGCUAACAAAUUAUUUUCAUUCCCAAACGAAGACGUCGACUUUUACUUACCACAAUUAGCGACUAUGUAUAUAGAGAUAGAUGAUGUGGCGGACGUACUUCGACCUUACUUAGUGCACAGAUGUAAACAAAGCGCGGAGUUUUCGUUGCGCCUCGCGUGGUUGUUGACGGCUUUCGGUGGUGAUGUUAAAAGAUCAAAAGCAAUGAAGUUAAGAGACUCUAUAUUAGCGGAGAAGAUUAGGCCGGCGGCAAGGCGAGGCCAUCACAGGUCCCAGUCUGACGCGUCGGCUCUGAGGCUGGCGACUCCGGGGAAGCAUUUGGGUGACUUGGCAUCCGGACGUGCCUUUGACAAUGGAUGCCUUUGUGGAGAACAAUGUUCGUGCGGUGCACCAAGGCUAGCGCCGCAAAUUCAGUUCCUGAACUCGUUGACGAGCAUAGGACGUCGGCUGGCCGGUGUGGCGGACAAACAGUGCAGAACCGGGAAACUGCGCGCCGAACUGAUGACGUUAGAUUUGAACUUGCCAGCACGGGUCUGGUUACCGUUGCAUCACCGGCAGCAUUACGUACUCAGGAUACCACCGUAUGCUGCUGCAGUACUCAACAGUAAAGAUAAGGCUCCAUACAUAAUGUACGUGGAGGUGUUAGAGACGGACGGUCACGAGCCGUUACCGCCCCGCCUUCUACCACCCGCGCCCCCUGCGCCCCACUCCCCGCCCAUACGGCAUGCGAAGAGUGAGGAAAAUCUGGUGCUCGAGAGACCCGCCUUCUCACUUUACUCCGCCCUCGACGAUGCUGACGCUGGCGACUGCUGGAGCCACGACGAUGAUGAUCUUAGCACGCAGUAUGCGCCCCGAGCACCGGCGCCAGACAGCUUGUCGCAGGUGUCAGCGAUAUCGGCUUUGUCGACAUCAUCAUGCGGUUCGAGGGGCGGGGGAGGGGGUGAGUCUGUGGCAGUGGGGGCGGGAGAAGUGCGACGAAGAUUAGCCGACGCUACCGCGGCCCCUCCACCCAACACUUUCAGACAUGACCCAGCCGAUCCAUCCGCUACCGCGCUAAAGGAGUCCUGGGAGAGUAAGUUGCGUCGCAUGCGGGAAUCGUCGCCGUACGGUGGUCUCAGCGGGUGGAGACUGCUUGGCUGCAUUGUAAAAGUAGGCGAUGAUCUGCGACAGGAACUGCUAGCGGCGCAACUGCUGCGGAGGCUGCAGGCUGUGUGGGCAGCUGAACGGGUGCCGCUACAUCUGCAUCCGUACGAGAUAUUGUGUCUGGACAGGGAGUGUGGACUUAUACAGCCGGUCGUGAAUUCUGUAUCACUGCAUCAGAUCAAGAAGCAGUCUGGUAAAAGUCUGCGCGCGUGGUUAGAAUUGGAACAUGGUCCGCCAAAUAGUGAGGGAUUCCUGCGCGCCCAAGACAAGUUCGUUCGUUCCGCUGCAGCGUACGCACUCACUAGCUAUCUGCUGCAACUCAAAGACAGACACAAUGGAAACAUUUUGUUGGACAGCGAGGGUCACAUCGUCCACAUCGACUUUGGAUUUAUAUUUUCGAUAUCACCUAAAAAUCUGGGUUUCGAAAGCUCACCGUUCAAGUUAACGCGCGAGUUCGUGGAAGUGAUGGACGGCGAGUCGUCGGACAUGUUCCAGUAUUUCAAGAUCCUGAUCCUACGAGGUCUGAUCGCUGCCCGCAAGCACUGCGAACAGAUCAUACACAUUGUGGAACUAAUGCAAACAGGUGGUCAACUAGCGUGUCUACGCAGCAGUGGCGCAGUGUCAGCGUUCCGAGCGCGAUUCCAUCCGAACAGAACCGAACCUCAGCUGAGAGCGUUAGUUGAUUCACUCGUACAUUCAGCGUUACACUCGCUCUCAACACGCCUCUACGACAACUACCAGUAUUAUACCAACGGCAUUCUGUGA